GAUACAUCGCCUCACGCACCGUAUUAUAUAACACGAAGACUCUCCCCCCACAGUGAUGCAUAAUUGAUUGUGUUGCUCUCUGUCAGUUAAGACACGGCUAGCAAAUGUUAUAUUACAAUUGAAAUGUAAGGUGCAAUAUGUUACUUAAAAAUGACGAAAGCUGUGUUAGGUAAUGGAAAUUUGUGAUGUGAGUAAGGAGGAACCUGAGAGAGUGAUUUGAACGUUUCAAAGAAAGUGUAAUAAGAUGAUGAGUGAUUUCCCUACACCGCCACCACCUCCUCCACUGGAGGACUACGAUCUGGACGUCCCUCCUCCACCACCGCCUCCACCCACUGAUUAUGAUAUGGAACUUCCCCCGCCACCACCUAACCCGCUAGAGGACUACGAUGAUACCCCUCCACCACCUCCGCCCCCUCCACCAGACUACAACUUUCCUUCCUCCCGCUCGGUCCCCUACAACCAGGGGCGGGGGGAGGACCUGGACCCCCCACACCCGCCCCCACCACCCACGAAGGAGGGGUAUAGAGAGCCACUGGACACAGAACGUGAUUACUGUCCGGAGCCUGACUACCAGAGCAUUGGCAGUCGCCACUCUUCACGCUCCUCUGUCACUUGCAUGACGCCUGAAGAGGGUAGCCAGACCAGCCUCAGCAUGGGCGGGCCGAGCAAUGGGAAAAGGAACAGCCCAGCUAGUGCCAGUAAGAGCAGCCGCAGGAGUGGGAGUAUUAGCAGCGUUGGGAAAGGAUGCAAAGGCGGGAGGCUUAGCAUGGGCGGCGCUCCCAAAAGCGGGAUAAAAGGACAGGGUGGGUCCAGAAUGCAACGUAGGGCCUCCUCAGCUUCUGUGGCCGCCUACACCCAGCCCUUGAUGAUGACGCAUGAAGUUCAAGAAAGUCUUUAUGGUACCGUGAGUCGUGCAACCAGGCACACCACCGACCACCACCAACGCUCUCCAGUGGAGGCGUAUGGCACCAUCCGACGGAAACACGGCAACCUCCGCAACUCCACGACCUCGCUGGACUACAUCGACCCCAUGUUCCAGAGAGCCCCAACCUCUACGUCCAGCAAAGAUAUCCGCAACGUCCAGUGGGAAGAAGGGGGAGCCACACUCAGCCGGGGAAACAGCGGACAAUCCCUGUCGAGCACCACCAGUAACAGGUAUAGGUCGUCGGGGUCGCUGGCGGGGCCUCAUGGGGAUAACACAUGCCAUUUCCGGGACCCCACCAUCCUGGAGAGGCUCAAGCCUGCCCCUAUCUUGCUGAGCGACGACGGAAUCGGGAUGGCGGGUGAACGUGUAACAAUCACUGAUGCUCUCAGCAAUGUUGACGUUUUGGAUGACUUGCCACUACCUGACCAGCAGCCUGUCAUUGAGGCACAGGCAUGCUCGGUUGUGUACAUUGCAAACUUUGAUACAAACUUUGAAGAUCGUAUGGCAUAUGUGACAGGUGUGGCUAAGUACAUGGAAGAAGCUGCUACACAUGCUGAACUGAAUAAACUGCUUGAGGAAGGAGAGCAACAUGCAGUAAUGCUGUAUACAUGGCGCUGCUGUUCCCGUGCUAUCCCACAACCCAAGUCAAAUGAACAACCUAAUCGUGUUGAGAUAUAUGAGAAGACAGUCAGAGUGCUCUCUGAUGAAGUUAAAAAAUUGACAAAAUUCAUGAACUUUCAGCGCAAAGCUAUUGAUGUCUUCUGCACCCAAGUGAAACGGCUAUGUCAUCAAGAAAAAAGAAAGGACUUUGUGUCUGAAGCAUAUCUACUGACUCUUGGAAAAUUCAUAAAUAUGUUUGCAGUUUUAGAUGAAUUAAAGAAUAUGAAAUCCAGUGUUAAGAAUGACUACUCGACUUAUAGAAGAGCUGCUCAGUUCCUGAAAGUGAUGAGUGAUACCCAGUCUCUCCAGGAGUCACAGAAUCUCUCUAUGUUCCUCGCCACUCAGAACAAAAUAAGAGAUACUCUCAAGGAGAAGCUCACUGCAAUUCCAUCAUAUGAAGAUCUUCUCUGUGAUGUCGUGAAUAUCUCAGUUCACAUGUUUGAGAACCGCAUGUACCUGACUCCCAAGGAGAAACAGAUGCUGGUCAAGGUGAUGGGUUUUGGUCUUUUCCUCAUUGAUUCAGAAAUCUGUAACAUCAACAAGCUUGACCAGAAGAAGAAGAUAAAACUGGAUAAAAUUGACAAAAUAUUUAAGAAUUUAGAAGUUGUGCCAUUAUUUGGAGAUAUGCAGAUUGCCCCCUUCAAUUAUAUCAAGAGAAGCAAAAACUUUGAUUCAAAGAUGUGGCCGAUGUGUAGUGCUUCAUCCAUCAGUCCCCAGGCUGACCUGAUGUGUCAUUUACCUCGCAUCCGUGAGGAACAUAUCAAAUAUAUCUCUGAUCUUGCUAGAUAUAGUAAUGAGGUUAUUACUACCUACAAAGAAACUGCCAGAACUGAUGCAGAAAACAAAGAUAUAGCAGAUCUAGCCCUCCGUGGUCUACAGCUUCUCAGUGAAUGGACGAGUGUUGUCACCGAGCUGUACUCCUGGAAACUACUGCAUCCAACUGAUCACCACUCUAACAAUCAUUGUCCAGUUGAUGCUGAGGAGUAUGAGAGAGCCACACGUUACAAUUAUACAGAUGAAGAAAAGUUUGCAUUGAUUGAAGUCAUCGCCAUGAUCAAGGGACUACAGGUGUUGAUGGCUCGCAUGGAGACUGUUUUUCUUGACUCUAUUCGACGCAACAUUUACCAAGAGUUACAAGACUUUGUGCAGCUCACUCUCAGAGAUCCUCUUCGUAAAGCUAUCAAAAACAAGAAAGAACUGCUGAGAACCAUCCUUGUCUCAGUGAGAGAGACAAGUGCUGACUGGAGUAAAGGAAUGGAGCCUCCUGAAGACCCAGCUCUGAAGGGCAAGAAGGAUCCAGACAAUGGUUUUGAGAUUAAGGUCCAGAGAAGAAAUGUUGGUCCUUCUUCUACCCAACUAUAUAUGGUGCGAACAAUGCUAGAAUCUCUCAUCUCUGACAAGUCUGGUGGGAAGAAAACAUUGAGGAAGGAGCUUGAUGGCCAACAUCUAUGCCAGAUUGAUGAAUUUCAUAAGACGUCAUUUUUCUGGACAUACCUGAUAAAUUUCAGCGAAACCCUACAGUAUUGCUGUGACCUCUCCCAGUUGUGGUAUCGUGAGUUCUACUUGGAGAUGACGAUGGGUCGUAGAAUACAGACGUGCACAGUGGAACACCAGCACAAUGAGGAAUGCAAAGACUUGGUGGUCAUGGAGAAGCGCAUUCAGUUUCCCAUUGAGAUGUCCAUGCCAUGGAUCUUGACUGACCACAUUCUCCGCUCAAAGGAUGCAUCAAUGAUGGAAUGUGUCCUGUAUCCACUAGAUUUAUAUAAUGACAGUGCCUAUUAUGCUCUGACUAACUUCCGGAAGCAGUUUCUGUAUGAUGAGAUCGAGGCAGAGGUUAACCUGUGUUUUGAUCAGUUUGUGUUCAAGUUGUCCGAGCAAGUUUUUGCCUAUUAUAAACAUCUUGCUGGCAGCAUUCUUUUGGAUAAACGUUUCCGAAGUGAGUGCAGUCAACACAACAUGAGAAUUCACUAUCCACCAGCAAACAGGUAUGAGACCCUCCUGAAGCAGCGCCAUGUCCAGCUCCUGGGACGCAGCAUUGACUUAAACAAGCUCAUCUGUCAGCGUAUCAAUGCAUCAAUGCACAAAUCUCUUGAAGUGGCUAUAUCUCGCUUUGAGGGAGCUGAUAUUACUUCAGUAGUGGAAUUAGAGGGCCUGAUUGAGGUGAACAAGCUGACCCAUAAACUCCUAUGCCAGUUGUUGGUAUUAGAUGACUUUGAUGCCCAACUUCGGGAAGCCAACCACAAUGUACUUGCACCUUAUGGCAGAACCACUCUUCAUGUCUUCUGGGAGCUCAACUAUGAUUUUCUCCCAAAUUAUUGCUAUAAUGCAGCAACUGGCAGAUUUGUUAAGGCAGCAGUGACUACAUUUGCUCAGGCUGUACAAAGAGAUAAACCCCCAAAUGUUGCUCCCUACAUGGUGUGGGGAAGCAAAGCACUAAAUGUUGCCUACACUACUAUAUACUCACAGUACUCUGGUUUCCUUGGGCCACCACACUUGCGGUCUAUUGUGCGUGUUUUAGGAUACCAGGGCAUUGCUGUUGUGAUGCAGGAGCUGCUUGAGAUCAUUCAUUCUCUCAUUCAGGGGAAUAUUCUUCAGUUCACUAAAACACUUCUUCAAGCUAUGCCAAAGCAGUGCAAGCUUCCCAGAUAUGACUAUGGAUCUCCAGGUGUCUUGGGUUACUACCAUGCACAGCUCAACGAUAUUGUACAGUACCCAGAUGCAAGAGCUGACCUUUUCCACCAUUUUCGGGAAUUGGGCAAUGCACUGCUCUUCUGUCUGUUAAUAGAACAAUCAUUGACACUGGAGGAAGUAUGUGAUCUUCUUCAGGCAGCACCCUUCCAAAAUAUUUUGCCCAGGCCAUUUUGCAAAGAGGGGGAGAAACCAGAAACCAAACAAAAGCGACUAGAAGCCAAAUAUGCUCCUCUUCAGAUUGUGGCCAACAUUGAAAGACUUGGAACUGCAAAGCAAGCAAUGAUUGCCAGAGAGGGAGAUUUGUUGACGAGAGAGAGGUUAUGCUGUGGCCUCUCUAUUUUUGAGGUUAUUCUAACUAGAAUUCAAGCUUUCUUGGAAGAUCCUAUAUGGCAUGGAUCCCCUCCUGCUAAUGGUGUAAUGAACGUGGAUGAAUGUACAGAGUUCCAUCGGUUGUGGUCUGCUCUCCAGUUUGUCAUGUGUAUUCCUGUUGGAACUAACAACUUCACUGUCGAGCAACUAUUUGGUGAGGGUCUGAACUGGGCUGGCUGCUGCAUGAUUGUUCUUUUGAGUCAACAACGAAGAUUUGAGGCUCUUGAUUUUUGCUACCACAUCCUUCGUGUGCAGAAAGUAGAUGGCAAGGAUGAACCAAUCAAGGGAAUUCAACUGAAAAGGAUGUGCGAUCGCAUCAGACGGUUCCAAGUACUCAACUCGCAGAUUUUUGCAGUCCUCAAUAAAUAUUUGAAAACAAGUGACCCUGAUAAUCUGCCUGUGGAACAUGUUCGCUGUUUCCAGCCACCAAUACACCAGAGUCUAGCCAACCAAACAUAUCAGCGACCAGACCACUUGCGCUGAGGAGAUUUCAACCCUUUCUAACAUUUAAACUUUAUUGUACUGUGUAGAAGAUUCUUCUCAUUAUUUCUCUCCAUUUAUCUUACCUGUUGCUUUACAUCUUCAUUUGGUGAUUUCAUUCUGUAAAUUUGAAUUUUAACAUCUACUAUAUUGGUGUGCAAGAAUUUUUAUUUGGUUUUAGGCAAGAUGUCAAGUUAGUUUUGAUGUUUCCUAAAGCUGUAUCAUAUGUGUUCAACAUUAAAUCUAAAUAACACAAGCUUAAGAAAAGAAUGUCGCAAGAUUUAGGUUCAGUAUAAAUAUUGAUAACAUUUUAUAUGAAAUGUUGGGUUCUUGAACAUUGGUUUAACAUGCUUGUAUAUAUACAGGUUGGGUAUCCUUUAUCCAAAAUGCUUGGGGCCUUAAGGAUCUCGUAUUUUGGAUUACCUAUAUCCUGUAUACAGAACCUGUACCGGGUAUAAUGCAGUAGCUCACCCAGCAGGGAUGAGGCCCAAGUCUAUGCACAAAAUUCAUUUAUGUUUCAUAUACAGUAUAUAGAUACAUAUAUUCUGCAGGUAGUUUUAUGAAAUAUAAUUUAAUCAUUUUGGGUAUAAAAUAUAUGAUAAGAUGUACACUAAAGACCCAGAAAGGUAAGUAAUCACUGCCAGCUGUUUGGCAUUGCCAUGACACCUGACUCUGAUGUGCUAAGCAGCCUGUGUCUUACCUUUAUUCAUUACACAUACAUACUUACUCUCAUGAAAAUUAUGAUAUAUGCCGUAUUCAGUGUAUUAUCUACCAUAAAUUUAAUGAAAUAGACUUUCGGAUUUCAGGGUAUUUGGACUUAAGAAUUUCGGAUAAGGGAUACGCAACCUCUACACAAUAUUUUGGCAUUCCUUAGCCAAAUUUUAUUUCAUUGUUUAUGCAUAUUCAGUAGAAUAUUUAUUUACUCCAUACAAACUGAAUAUUACAUGCUUAUUUGAUUAUCUUUCCAGUUGCUUAGAUUUUUCUUUUUAGUGGUCUGCAUCUUAUUAUUAUUAUAGGAAUAAAAUAAACCUCUUUACCCUUGUAGAUGAAGUUUGGAACAGUGUCUAAGUAAGCUAUUGAACUAAGUGAAGCUCCAUGCUCACUGUAGGUUUGAAUUCCAUUUGCUGGCCCAGCCAUAGCAACAUGUGCAAAUCUUGCUCAAGCUUAUUUUCUAUUUUGAAUUUAAUUUUUUGCUUCAUGAAACAGUUUUGUUCUGUGGUGUCUUGAUGGUUUGUUAAUGCACUUAUUUGUGUGAGUUCAAGUUGUGAAGUAUAUCAUAGAAGAAAUUAGUUAACACCAUUAAGCUUUUCAUGAUGGAAUUCUAGUUAUCAGGUUAUUGUUGAGAAAUUAAAGAAAAUAUUAUUUGGAUAUUUCUUUGAAAUAUAUAUAUACUAUAUACAGUACAGUAUAUAUUUUUUAAAUCAUCUAAUGGUAAAUAAGUUCAGUGAAAUUUGUAUCAUGGUUUAAGUACAGUAUGUGUUAUUUAUUAUUUGGAAAAGAAAUAUAUAGACUAGGAAGGAACUUUGUUUUUAUGCAUGAUGAAUCAUAUUUUCCCCUUUAAUUUGGAAUUGGAAUCUUUAAGAAAGUCUUGGUAACAACAUACCAUUAGUGCUUAAUAGUUUGAAAUUCAUUUGAGGCUGAUUAAAACCAAGGAAAAGCUCCAUGAUCUGUGGAGUUAUGAAGUUCAUGGGUAAAUGGGUCUAUAGGAGACAAUAUUCUUAUAUUAUAAUUACAUAGCUAAAUACUGAGCACUGUUGAGGUAUUUUCUUUGUGGUGCUUUUUAUACAGUCAAAUGGACAGGGAUUUUGUAUUAAUGAAGGAGCAGUACAGCAAGUGAACACCACUGAGUAAAAGUUGUUAAUAAAAUAAAACCAUUUGAUAUCUAUUAUACCACGCAACGUUUAAUAGCAUUAUGAGUGAUGCAUGCUGAUACUGAAUUCCAUCAGGAUUAUUCUUUAUUUUAAUGCUUUGAUAAUUACUUUAUAGUUAUUUUUACACUGUACUGUAUAUCCCCCCAAAAUUUUGCUGGUAAGAGGUGGAACAUAUUGUAAAUAUUCUAAAAAAAAAAUAAAUUUCUGUAACUUUUAUUGACAUAGUUAUUAUGCACUGUAAGGUAAAAUACAUCAAUGUAUAUAAUUUUGUGAAGAGAUAAAAUGAAAACACACGACCAAGAAAGUGUAUAUAGAGAAGUUGUUGACAUAGGAGAAUCAUAUAAGAUAGAUAAAUUGGUACUGUACCAGUAGGCAGUUUAUUCAUAAGAAAAUAAAUUAAAUGUUGUGUAAACAUAAUUCAUUAUUGGUAACAUCUGGAUUAGGACUAAUAUUUCGUAAGAGUUAUCAUUUUUAUAGAGCAUUAGUUUGCAACUCGGUGGAAUGGUAAGUGAUCACCUCUAUCAUACAGAACUUAAUUGUCCACUUUUAAUCCACAAAGAAAUGGUGAUAUUAUCAUCACCAGCUUUGUGGUAAUGUUUACUAAAAAUUAAUCAGAUGAGUAGGGUGAGAAUAUGUAUGAUUUGCUAACGAAUUGAUAUUUGGUUUUAGAAAAUGGCUACAGGGUUUCUUAUUGUAUAGUUCAGGGUUAAUUGUCAUCAAAUUAUUCAUCUUUUCAAGGUCUUGAAAAAUUGUUUUAACAUUCUGAUAAACUGAUUCCAGUUCCAAGCGACUCAUGUAUAUACCCUUCAAAGCCUAAGGCUUCAAAACCCAGGUAAUGCUGAAUGUGGUGCUGAUACUAAUCUGAAAAUCACCCACUCACUCAUUGUUAGCCAAUAGCUAUCGCAUUCUCAUUGACACAGCUCCUUUUCACCUCCACAUUUGUCACCUGCUUGUGGAGAUAGGCAUUCUGGAGACUGUAUUCACCUAACUUGUGGAAAUCAUCAAAAACCACCUUGAAAUCAGCUUCCUUGGGCUUUUCUCAGGCUUUAUCUACAUAGCUUUUUAGUUACAAACAGAUAAGUAAGUAUACCAUUCGAUGGAGAAUUGAUCAGAGAAUAUCAGAAUACCAAUAUCUUAAACUCGCAUUAUUGGCACUUACACCUCUCCUCAGAUGAAUCUUCUGUUAUAGACAAGAAAGAUGAUGAUAACUUGAGAAUUUAGUUAUUGUUGUGCAAAUAUGUUGACAGACAUUAUUUUUAUCCAAUGUAGUUUUUAUUUUAGGUUCUCUGUCCAUCAUAUAUUUAAGUGUAAUAACAUAUAUGCUUUUUCCGAAGUUUUAUAUUCACAGAUUUGCCUUAUUGAGUUUCAGUAUAUUUGAAUGAUUUUCAUCAUGUUUUGAUGCCUUAUAACAUGUGGGAACUUGCAUUGCAGUAUUUUAUGGUUGACGUAAUGUGGAAUCUUCCAGGAACAUUAAGUCAACUUCAGAUGUUAAACACUGUUGAAAGAAUAUCCAACAUGUUUUGUCAAGAAUUCUGCACCUUGAUAUGGCUGUCACAUAGUGAAACAUGACCACUUCUGCUGAAAAGAAUGUGUUCCGUGGACUAGAGCUGCCUCAACAAGAAUAUGUAAUUCAGAAGUUAAAAGAAGGGAAUAGCAAAUGACACAAAGGGUACAGGAAGGGAAACAAAUAUAAUAUAGAGUGAAAAAGUCAAUUAGAUGUUUGUGUGUAGGUAGAGAAACAGUGAGACUACUAAGUGAUGCUGCAUUCUGUAGAUGAUCCAAGAAGCAGCAAUAGGACAAAGGGCCUCCAUUAUUUUAAUUCACACAGUAGUGCUUUAAUGGCUGACUGAAACCAAUUGGUUGAUAAGAAAAGUGAACAACUUCUCUAUUCGUCAGGUAUUUUCUUCAUAGAAUCCUGUAAAUAAACUGGGAUAUGUUUUGAGCACCCAUGUAGCAUCACAAAUAAGUUUUUUGAAAACUAAUAUUUCAGUUUUUAUGUUUUACCAAGAAGGACUUAAGUCACUUUAUAGCUUUUGUUGUAUAAUAUAAUUUUUUACAAAUUGUUGUCAGAAAAAUGACAUAAAAGUGUUGAUUUAUAUUUAGUUUCGGAGAUAUUUGAGAAAGAAGCAACAUUUUGUUCCUCAUAAGACAGACACAUUAGUCCUUGUCUGUGAUCUUGUGAAAUGCAUGAUAAUUGUAUCAAUAAAUAUCAAUGCAUAGAGAGUGAGUUAUUAUUGUAAUGCCAGUAGCAGCAACUUAAUAAAAAAAAGGUAUUCAAAUCCUUCAUCAUUUUCAGGAUAUAACUACGCUUGUAAAAUUUUUAUUUUUCUUUACCGUAAUUUCUUAAUGUAACGUACCAGUUAAAUUUUCUCUCGCUGUUUUUCUCAAAAUAGGAUAAACUAUAAAUAAUACUCCCUGGAGAAUACCUGUACACUCUUACACUUUUUAUCAAUAAACCAACUUAUAUAAA
Molecule: messenger RNA, 9466 nt
Organism: Homarus americanus (American lobster)
Lineage: Eukaryota; Metazoa; Arthropoda; Malacostraca; Decapoda; Nephropidae
Gene: Sra-1
Product: cytoplasmic FMR1-interacting protein-like
Exons: 30
Coding region: 245-5128 (1627 amino acids)
Biological process (GO): cell morphogenesis; axon guidance; regulation of translation
Cellular component (GO): synapse; SCAR complex; neuron projection
Molecular function (GO): RNA 7-methylguanosine cap binding; small GTPase binding
Source: RefSeq, a predicted model, not a curated record